This is a messenger RNA of Puccinia graminis f. sp. tritici CRL 75-36-700-3, 297 nucleotides long. RefSeq lists its product as uncharacterized. The record is from RefSeq and is a predicted model, not a curated record. The coding region runs from base 1 to 297 and encodes 98 amino acids. The transcript is spliced from 2 exons. NCBI's taxonomy places the organism in Eukaryota, Fungi, Basidiomycota, Pucciniomycetes, Pucciniales, Pucciniaceae.
AUGGAGUGUCGGAGACUGCUGGGGGAGGAAGCCGAGAAAGAGACAGGAGAGCCCAUCUUAAGAGGCGAUGACGAGUUUGGAGACGGAGUUGUUCGGGAGGCGAUGACGAGUGAGGAAGGAGGCGAGGCGUUUGACGAGUAUGAAGUCGAGGCGUUGUUUGAAGAAGAAGUCGGAAGAUUGAAGAGAGAAGCGGUACGAGUGAAGAGAGUGGAGAGAGAGAAUUACAGAGCGGAGAGCGCAAAGAGCGCAGAGAGCGCAGAGAGCGCAGAAAUUCCAACAGCCUUCAUUUAUAUUUGA